AUGGCAGACUCGGACAGCUCAGAGGGUUCGGAGUUUGACCUUGCAGCUCGUAUUGCGCAAAUCGAAAAUCAGAACCCAAUCCAAGCUACAAGAAGUACACACGGGCUGAGGUCUCCGCGGGGAGAUAAAGAUUACGCAGCUCAAGAAGAGCAAGACCGUCUGUUGGCUGAGCAUCUGCAACGGGAAGAGGAUGCGACUUAUCGAACGACUGCUUCGCGCAUUGCGGAAGGGUCUGAAUCAUCUGCACCUCGAGCUGCGUCUCCUCGGGUACCGUCUCAAAAGAGUGGACGGUUAGCCAGUUUGCGGCGGGCCAUUACCAACAUCGGCACACGAGAGCAUCCUAUCGAUCUAGACCCCGAACCCGACGAGGCCAAAGUUGUUGUUCCCGAAAGGGCGCGAAUCCAAGACUAUGUGGCGCUGUAUGGAGAGCCAAUGGAUAUUGAUGGUGUAUCGCCUUUCCAUCAAUACAACGCAAGGCCGGUCGAUACGCCACAGGCGACGAGCACCUACAUGGAUGAGAGGACGCAUCUGCGGAGUCGUGAUUGCGUCGUCUGUGGCGAUAGCGUUCAUGUUAUCCGGCUAUACGCGCAACCGGAGAUCUUCCAGCAAUACGACACGUUCAUCGCCCGAGCAGCUUUCAGCGAAGAUCCCAACUUCCGAUGGUGUCGAGCGUGUGACUCCGGUCAGAUCCACAUGAGCGGUGUCGAAGGCAAUAUCUUCACAUGUGUAGCAUGUGGACACAAAGUCUGUAUCAUCCACGAGAACACAUGGCAUGAAGGCGAAACUUGUGAGGAGUUUGAAUAUCGAUCUUCUGGUCGCAAGGAGCGAGACCAGAGAGCACAAGAAGAAGCAAGUCUUCAAGCGAUCGGGAAGCUGACCAAGAAGUGUCCCGGUCCCGGAUGUACGUGGAAUAUUGAGAAGAACGAUGGCUGCGACCACAUGACAUGCUCGAAAUGCCGCUUUGAGUUUUGCUGGAUCUGUCUUUGCAACUACAACAACGUCAGGCGAGUGGGCAACUCGGCCCACACGACGACAUGCAAGUACCACACAGCAAGACUGGUGUAG
Messenger RNA from Alternaria ethzedia, 1065 nucleotides. RefSeq lists its product as uncharacterized. Bases 1 to 1065 code for a protein of 354 amino acids. Gene Ontology annotation, cellular component: ubiquitin ligase complex; cytoplasm. Lineage: Eukaryota; Fungi; Ascomycota; Dothideomycetes; Pleosporales; Pleosporaceae. The record is from RefSeq and is a predicted model, not a curated record. Gene Ontology annotation, molecular function: ubiquitin conjugating enzyme binding; zinc ion binding; ubiquitin protein ligase activity. The transcript is spliced from 5 exons. Gene Ontology annotation, biological process: ubiquitin-dependent protein catabolic process; positive regulation of proteasomal ubiquitin-dependent protein catabolic process; protein polyubiquitination.